GUAACAGCACAACUUCCUGCCGCUCUCACCGGGCUAACAUGACUCUGAAUAUGGGCUAUUGAAAACAAAGACACAAACGCGGAUUCUUCAAUGAAGACCUUUAUCUGAUCAAUAGUGACGUCUCUGGGUGUGAGACUAGGUGACGUUAUCAUCAUGCCGUCAGCAAAGGUGCUGAAGAACACCCAGUACAUUGAGUUGGGCAGUUAUCAGUAUUGGCCAGUUCUAGUGCCCAGAGGAAUCCGCCUGUACACUUAUGAGCAGGUGCCGGGAUUCCUGCGCGAAAACCCUUAUAUCACUGAUGGCUACAGAGCCUAUCUGACCUCAAGACUGUGCAUUAAAAGCAUUUUCAUUCUUUCCAAUGAGACAGUAAAUAUCUGGAGUCAUCUGUUAGGGUUCUUCCUGUUCUUCACACUGGGAGUUUAUGACUUGUUGGCAGUGCUGCCUAUGUUAGGAGCAUCCAGAGAGGACUAUGUCAUCUACUCCAUAGGGCUCUUCUGCUUCCAGGUGUGCAUGCUGUGUUCUGUGGGCUUUCACCUGUUCUGCUGCCAUCGCUCGGAGAAAACCAGCCGCCGCUGGAUGGCACUGGAUUAUGCAGGGAUCUCCAUUGGAAUCAUAGGCUGUUAUGUUCCAGGAGUGUUCUACGCUUUCUACUGCAAUAAUUACUGGCGGCAGGUGUAUCUGGUAACCGUUCUGGCCAUGAUGUUGGCAGUUUUCUUCGCCCAGAUUCACCCUCAUUACUUGAGCAAGAAGUGGCAGAAGCUGCGCUCUCUUCUUUUCUGUGCUGUAGCAGGAUAUGGCCUAAUCCCCACCUUUCACUGGAUCUGGAUCAGCGGGGGCUUCCGUUCACAAAUAGUCCAGGAGUUUCUUCCCAAAGUGCUGAUCAUGUAUUUACUUGCUGUAGCUGCUAUUGUCUUCUACAUGUCCAAAGUUCCAGAGCGGUAUUUUCCAGGUCAGCUGAAUUAUCUGGGCUCCAGUCAUCAGGUCUGGCACAUACUGGUGGUAUUGAUGUUCUACUGGUGGCAUCAGGCUGCACUUUUCAUUACCAGCUACCGGCACUCUCACCCCUGCCCAGACCACCCUCUUCAUUCUUAGAGUCACAGACACGCCACUGAAGACUCUGGAACAGUCAGUAUUUAUCAAUAUGAUAGCGAGGUACAUGGAUUUUUAAAUUCUAAGCCAUUUUUAACGUUUUUCUUUUAAUACAUAUACAUUUUGUAUAAGUGCCUAGAUGUUUAAAGUCAAAAUACACAAACAUGUAAAGCAUAGGUCUCAAACUGGACUCCUGGAGGGCCGCAGCUCUGCAGUUUUGCUCCAACCCUAAUCAAACACAGCUGAUCCAACUAAUCAAGGUGAUCAAGACUACUGGAGACUGAUAAGCAGGUGUGAGUUGGAGGUGGUUGGAGCUAAACUGUGCAGGAAUUGAGUUGAGACCAUUGAUUUAAAGGCACCUGAGAAGACAAGGCAGUGUUAGGCUUUAAAAAAACACUUCUUAAAUCAUUUUACAGUAUGGGCUUGUGUGGGUUUUUCUGUCUGCACAAAAUGCACAAUGUCCUAUUAGUAGUUAAGCAUUCAGUGUUUUACUGUCUGUUACCGUUUACCUUUGGUACGUAAAAUUCUCUACUUACUGCGUUUAAUUUAUUACAUUUGUUUGUGAACAUGAAUUUUGAAGCUAAUGUACACUACGUAUUAGUCAUAUUACUGACAACAUUGAAUGAACCAAAGACAUUUGUUAGGGCUUGUUCAGAAUUGGUA
This is a messenger RNA of Danio aesculapii, 1752 nucleotides long. It is a transcript of the gene paqr3a, whose product is annotated as progestin and adipoQ receptor family member IIIa. Gene Ontology annotation, cellular component: membrane. Gene Ontology annotation, molecular function: signaling receptor activity. The record is from RefSeq and is a predicted model, not a curated record. The transcript is spliced from 7 exons. Lineage: Eukaryota; Metazoa; Chordata; Actinopteri; Cypriniformes; Danionidae. The coding region runs from base 154 to 1092 and encodes 312 amino acids.